Rhizophagus irregularis DAOM 181602=DAOM 197198 is the source of this 1178-nucleotide messenger RNA. RefSeq lists its product as uncharacterized. The record is from RefSeq and is a predicted model, not a curated record. Lineage: Eukaryota; Fungi; Glomeromycota; Glomeromycetes; Glomerales; Glomeraceae.
AUGGAAAUCAAUUUUAUUCAGACGCAAGCAUAUAUUGGCUUUUUGUUGGGAGCAUCUAUUAUGAUAUGCAUUCACAACAUGAUCGUUUCGAUAAUUUCAUAUAAAAUACGUAAAACACACGCUUCAAGUAUUCUUAAAAUUGUUUUCAAUUUUGGUCAAAUUGUGCGCAAUUCUGGGGCUGUUGGCAUUUAUAUGACUCCGAAAGUCCCUACAAUCCUUCAAUGCGCUGCCUCUUUAUACAUUACGUAUAUCGGAAACAUCAUAUCAAGAUUAUCAUUAACAGCUUUCUUAUUAUGGAGGAUAAGGCAAAUAGAUAUGAAAAGUAAAGACUGGGAUAAACGGAUAUGCAUUUUAUUAUUUGUAAUUAGAACUGCAUUUACGAUCCCAUACCUAAUUUUCCAACAAAUAACUACCGAAUAUGUAUCCGAAAGUGAAACAUCUAUUUGUUAUUACGAUUAUCUUAAUAUUGCCCCUUACAGUAUUGGAGGAAUUGUCACGGACUUUUUAAUUGAUAUAUAUGUGACCACACGUUUAAUCCUUAUUUUAAAAAAUGCCAAUAAAAAUGCUUCUAAAUUGUCUUUAAAUAUUAGAAGCAAGAGAACAUUAUUCACAGCAGUUACGUACUGGAAUUAUUUACGAUUGAUAAUAUCUUUCAUCUUUCAUCUUUUUGCUGUUUUGGAUAUAUUUUAUCUUCUAGAAGAAGGUCCAUCGAUGACUGUGAAAUGCAUAAUAUACAUUUUGCUAUCUUACGUAAUCACCAUCGAUGCUGAAAUUGUUCAUGCCAUUGAGGGUAAAGGUGGAUCGUCAACAAAGACCGUGAAAUCUAUUCAAAAUACUGAUGAUCAUAUAUCCUCUACUUUAUCCUCUAGCGAUCAAACUCACAGCCAAAUUAUUGAUAAUGAUAAAAUAAUAGUUGUAUCAAUGAAAAAAUUAUCAUUCUUCGAAUGUGCAAGCACUGUAUUAAAAAAUGAAGAUGAGAAUGAUGAGAGCCUUGGGGAUGAUGAGAUUAAAGAUGAUGAUGAGAUUAAAGAUGAUGAUGAGAGUAAAGAUGAUGAUCAAAAAAUUAAUGACACAUUAAAAGAAUCUUCAAAUAUGGAAAUCAUUAUCCAUUAAUUAAUACUGAAUAUUAGACUUUUGUAAAUAUUGUAUAUUAGUGACUUAAAAUUUUUAUAUUUAUA